Molecule: messenger RNA, 5331 nt
Organism: Nothoprocta perdicaria
Lineage: Eukaryota; Metazoa; Chordata; Aves; Tinamiformes; Tinamidae
Gene: SH3TC1
Product: SH3 domain and tetratricopeptide repeats 1
Exons: 19
Coding region: 602-4669 (1355 amino acids)
Molecular function (GO): protein binding
Source: RefSeq, a predicted model, not a curated record
AGUGAUUAUAGGACUUUUAAUUUGUGUUCUCUGAGGGUUUAAGGCUUAAUCAAGUUAAAUUUAGAUAAUUUUUCUUUUCUUAAUGUUUAUAAAAUAAUUUAAUGUUGUGGUUUUCAUGUUAAAAUAUGGUGCUAAUUUCUUAGGGCUUUAUCAACUAUUUUAGGGAGGUGUUUUAGCAGGUAUUUUCUUACUUAUGGUACCUAAGGCAAGCAAUAAAGAUUUUUGCUUCACCAGAUAGCUUUCAGAGUUAAAAGCAAAAGAAACUCAGCUAAAGUUAAGUCUCUAAACUGGACUCUCUAAAUGCAAACUGCCUGGGUGCUUUUGGUUUUCACUUAUCCAAAAGCAAGAGCUUUUUUGGAACGUGUCUGAGCCCAGAGUUGUGCCCAGUUAGGGAAGGCUGUUACCCAUGAUGUGGCAUGGAAGACAUUUUUGGUGAUCUAGAGGACCAAGCUGGGCUGUGCAAUCAACAGGAAAGAUAAGAAGGUCAAACAGGAAGAGCUGUAUUGGAGUCAGCUCCGAGCAGAGCUCAGGACGGCACAGAUCGCUCUGUUUACUGGCAUGUUAAAACAAAUCUCUCCAAAAAGGUUUUUGAUACUGUUAAAUGAGUUGCUGUGAGGAAUCACAAGUUAUGGAGAGGGCAGCAGGAGCGGAAGCCAGUGCCUCUGUGCUCAGGUUUCAUGCAGUUAUGGAGGAGGGAAUCCCUCCUAGUCCAGAGGGAAAGCAAGAUGGUAAUUUGGAAAGGAAAAAUGUAGAGCAGGGAAGCUGGACAUCUGAAUGGAAAUGUGAGGAGGCCAAUGCUGUCAUAAAUGUCAGUAAUGAAGAUGAGAAGAAGCCUUUUCAAGAACGAAUGGGAUAUUCUCAAAAUGAAAAAUGUACAGAUGUCAGUUCAAGAACACUUAAGAGUCAAGCAGAGAAUUUUCCAACUGAUAUCUSCUUGAAGUUAACUGCAGUGAGACGAAAAAGUGGAUGUUCUGAUCCCAGGCUCCAAAGACAGCUGAGAGGACGACUUCGUCUUCUGGAAAAUGACAGCAGGGAGGUCGUGGCAGUCUUGAGUGAGCUCUCAGCUAGAUUGCUGUCUAUUCACAGUGACCAAGACCUAAUAGUAGUGACUUUUAAAACUUUUGAAGAAAUAUGGAAGUUUCUAACCUACUAUUCRCUUGGCUUUAUAAAUCACUGCAUGGAGAAUUUAUUCCUAGAUCCAUCUUUCUGGCUGUCUUCUCAAGAAGAGGAAGAAACAGGCAUUGAAGUCUGUAUAAAUGAGCAUUCUUUAAAUUUGAUGUACCAAAGUCUGCUAAUACAGGAAGGGGCAUUUUUUGUUCUAAGUCCUGACAAUCUGAUAAGAAAGAUAACAGCUACAGAGAAUGAAAUAAACAUUGAUGGUGAGAAUGGGGCUCUUGCUGAAGAUGCAUCGGUUGGAUGUGGGGAUGGUGACGUGACCAUGUUGUCUAAUGUUUCUUCAGAGCCAUUGAUCCCUUUUCAUCAAUGGUUUCUUAAAGUGUAUUCUGAUCCUAUUGAUCUUACUUACAAAAGAGAACCUAAAUCCAUCAGGCAAGUUGCAACAGGAUCCUGCCUAGCUGYAGUGAAUUAUGAAAGUACUGGGCCUGAAGAGAUUGGUUUCCAAGCAGGGGACAAAAUUGAAAUCCUUGGCUACUUCAUUGAAUGCAUGGAAUGGUUUGUUGGAAGACAUGUGCUUACUGGUCAAACAGGUUUUGUAAAGACAAAUCAUGUUAAACUGGACAUGUCAGGGAAUAGACCACAAGAGCUGGAAUUUCUGGAAGCAGAAGAACUACCUUUUUUUUCAAAAGAAAAAAAUUUGGAAGAAGUCAUACAUUUAUUGAAACAAACAUCAAUCACAGAUGUUUGCUCRGUGUAUAGAAUAGAUCAGUUGGAAGAACUCGAAUAUCAGAAGUCUCAUGAAUGUGAAAUUCUAUGUCCAUGUUCUACCACGGUAUCCACUAGCAAGAAUGGCAAGAUAGAAGAAUUCCUGAAGAAAUUCAAGGAUUUGGAGGCCACACAAGUGGGAGAGCCAACUCCUGAAGGAAAAGAUUCUGCUAGCUCUUUAAAUACAGGAAUCCUUCCUCAACCUGAAAAAAAAUUCUUCUGUAUACAUCAAGAUGAUGUUCAAGCAUCUAAAGUGUUUGACUCAUUGUUGCUGUUCUUAAAUAGAAAAGAGUAUGAGAGGAACUUCAAAGACCUCUAUGAUUUUUCUUACUCUUUUAUCACGAACAUGUUUUACGGUUACUCAGAGGAAGAAGAAGUGGUUAAUUAUUUGAGAUUAGCAAGGGAAGCAGCGAAGAAAGCAAGCAUGKCCUGGGCUCUCACAAGGCUAUGUUUUCUUUUAGGUAGGUUGAGUGUUAAAAAGCUUAAGUUUUCCCAAGCUCGGGUUUAUUUUGAGGAAGCCUUGGGAGCUGUAAAUGGAGGAUUUAGUGAUAUGUAUCUCAUAAUUGCUCUUUAUAUAAACCUAACAGGGAUCUAUUUGACACAAAAGAACAAAGAAAAGUGUGCUCACAUUUUUGACAAGGCUGUGUCCCUUCUUGUGAGUAUCCCCAACUACAUUUGCAGCUCUGACCUUGAGUCAGAUAUUCUAAAGCAUGCUCUAAAGAGGGCAAUACUGAGCCAGAGCCAGCCUGCGGAGGCAAGGGUGUGCUUUCUAUUGGCAAAACACUACAMUGAACGCAAACAGUACGAAGAGGUGCUGCCAUUCUUGGAAAGGUUGCAACUGUUGCUUAAUGACUUGAGUUUUCAAAACAACUUGACAACCAACUGCUAUUUCAAACUAGCAGAGUCGUACAAUGAGAAAUGCUUACCCCACAUUGUGUUAAGUUGCGUAAAGGUUGCUUCUUCCUGGAGUUCAGGUACCUUAAUGGAUUCCUUGAAGAGAAUUGAUUUGGUCGUCAAGAAUGCUCCCAAGCUCUAUGGCCUUAGAAAACUCAAGCAGACGCUCCCAUCCCAAAUAGCACCUUAUCUCACGCAAGCUCUCUCCUCUUCGUUUACUAAUGACCACCAAGGACUACGCAGCUCUAUCUACCUUGGCUUAGCAGAACUGUACAGCCACUACAAGCACUAUGGAAAAGCCAUUGCUUACAUGACGAAAGCGCUGGACUCCGAUAUUUCUGCUAAGCCGGAGGAAACUGUCAACCAUUUGGUUUCACUUGCUUGGCUAUAUAUUCUUCAUGGGCAGUAUGAUGUGGCAUUAGCCAUUUUAAAUGCCAUUGGAGACUCUUCCCGGAGCAAUCCUCAGCAACUAGGCAUUGUUUAUAAUAUGCUUGCCAUUGCUUUAAAAAGAAGAAAUGAUACCAAGGGAGCUGCUGAGAAUUACUACAAAGCCCUGCGUCUUUCAGAAGAGACCAAUAGGACUCAUAACCAAGCUAUUGUCYUGGCUAAUUUUGGGGCCCUCUGUCUGCAUGCAGCAGCCAGAAAGCUGGCAGAGCACUAUUAUAUCAGGGCAGUGAAACUGUUCUCCACGCUUCCAGUUAUGGACUGUGGCCGAGWUUUUAAUCAAGUCCUCCUUCAGCUGGGAUGUUACUACGUUAGUGGAUCUCAGAGAGAAAAAGGAAGAUUUUAUUAUGAAUGGGCAUUUUUAGUUGCAAUGGAGACAGGGCAUCUGGAAAGUCAGCUUCAAGCUAUUAAGCUGCUGUGUCAAUUCUACAGUACAGUUAUUCCUAAUGAGGCUCAAUGUGUCAUCUACAAUGAAUAUCAGCUAUCUUUAGCUAGAAAGAUGUCCAACAAAGUUUUGGAGGGACAAGUUUUGGAAACUAUUAGUCAGCUCUAUCUGUCGCUAGGAACAGAAAGGGCUUAUAGGUCAGCUCUGGAAUAUACCAAAAGAAGCCUUGGAAUAUUUAUAGAUCUUCAGAAAAAAGAGAAAGAAGCAUAUGCUUGGCUGCAGGCAGGAAAGAUUUAUUACAUUCUUAGGCAGAAUGAGCUUGUGGAUCUUUAUAUUCAGGUUGCUCAGGAUGCUGCUCUUUACACAGGAGAUCCAAAUUUAGGAAUGGAGCUGUUUGAAGCUGCUGGAGACAUAUUUUUCAAUGGCACUUGGGAAAAGGAGAAAGCAGUGACUUUCUACAGGGAUAGGGCCAUUCCACUUGCUGUUGAGACGGGUAAUAAAAAUGCUGAACUCCGACUAUACAACAAGCUGUCAGAACUGCUGGCAAACCUGAAGGCUUAUGAGGAAAGUCUGGAAUAUGCAAGAUUAUCCCUGAUGCUCAGUGUGAAUUUAGGAAAUCAGCUCAAUGAACGAGUAGCCUACCAUCGCCUGGCUGCCAUCCAUUACCAUCUGGGUCACUGUGAGCUUGCUGAACACUUUUACUUGAAAGCCUUGUCCCUCUGUUCCUCUCCUUUGGAGUUCGAGGAAGAAACACUGUAUUACGUSAAGGUGUACUUGAUCUUGGGAGACAUCAUAUUCUAUGACCUAAAGGAUCCUUUUGAUGCAGCAGGUUAUUACCAUUUGGCACUGGCUGCCGCCAUGGACUUGGGUAAUAAAAAAGCCCAGUUGAAGAUUUACACAAGACUUGCAGUCAUCUACCAUAACUUUCUUGUAGAUCGGGAAAUGUCUCUCUUCUUCUAUCAGAAGGCAAGAACUUUUGCAACAGAGCUGAAUGUUAGGAGAAUAAACCUAGCUCCUGAUAGGUGUUAUAAGAAUUCAAGAGCAUCUUUGAAAAAUGUAUUCUAACAUCAAUGGAAGCAGCUAGAGAAAUACUGCAUCAGCCUUGGAGCAUGCAGAAUGCAUUUAAUGUGUCAUACGGCCUAUAUUUAAGUGGAAGCUUAGCCUCUGAAACAGGUUCAAAUUGAUUUUUUGAUUACCUGUUAUGACUGUGGACUGUGUUUGUCUGAGAUGUGCAGUCCUGUCUCUGUAUUUGAAGAUCAGUGUAUGAACUAAACCACAACCUGAAGGCCUUUAUCUUUUUAAAAACUGCAUUUUUUCUUUGCUAAUUGUUUUUGCAUAGCUGGAUAUCAGGCACAAAAUGAUUGAUGCAUGUAUACAAUGAAAUAUAUUUAAUAAAGAAUUGCAGAGGGCUAACACUCCAUGAAAAGCUGUGGCUUUCUUUGACCCAGCUUUAUUGUAUUUACUCAAUGUUGUAGAAAUAUUUGCACAAGCAUKUUAGGGUAUUUGGGAAUAAAUUUGAUCCAGUUCUCCAGGCAUCACUCAUCACUUUCCCUCAAACUUGCCUACUGUGGAACUCUUAAGCUCUUAGAGAAAACACUUUGUAGUCAUGAGAACACUUAUGUGCACUUAUGUGGCAAUUUUCAAAGCUGUCAGUAUUAUUUCCAUAGGACUUAUUCCAGCAGCUACUACAGCCUCCCCUAUAACUAUUAUGUCCAGUAGAAUAUAUU